UAUGGCCUCUUGGCACCCCCUUCCUGAUGGAUUACAGAGGCGCAUCCGUGCAGCCGGGCAGGCGGCGCUGGGACACUGACUGGACGGGCGCAAUGUGACGGGGAGGCAACUUCAGCCACGAGGGAGGGAGGGGUGGUUUAACUAUUAGCCACCACCAAGCAUUAAGACAGCUGUGCGGAGCCGGUGCCGUACACAAGGCGUGCGCAAAGCCGAGGAUCGGAAGACAGCAGCGUCCAGGCGGCCGCAUGGAGUCUUUGUGCACAUACUGACCUUCAAUUCUCCGCUUCUUCCUCUCCGGGUCUUGGAUAGUUUGAGGAAUCUAUUGUGUGGCUCAGCGACAUUGUUAUAAUGGAAUCAGGUGACUGGCAACUCUGGUUUUCAGAGGUGGUUUUCUGCAGCAGGUAAUUUGAUCCUCAUACAGAAGAUCUUUAAAUAUCCUCUUUGAAAAGCUUCCAGCCACCACGUGGCGUAAGGGGAGACAUUUCCAGACCGGUGCUCUGAGCAGGAUCCCACUAUCAGCGGACUGACCAGACUGCAGAAAUCUGGCUUCUUCAGUAUUUCUUCAGCUUGUUCUGGACUUUAAAGGGCUCUUUACAAAUGACUGGCGGGGGGUUAUGCAGUAAAUCCCGAGUCUACUUUUUUCUUUUCUCUUUUGUUUUGAAGCGCAAUGCCUUUUCUUUUGCCGGCCAACCCCUAGCACCUUAGAGUGAAUGGAGAACAUACUGGUAUUGCUUCCGAAGCACCGACAGGAACACAUGCGCUGCGGUAGGACGGCUGCUUGUGCCUUGCUGGAAAUUUUUAUCUACAGAGCAAUUUACUCUUCCUCUUUUGUAACAGCCCACAGUACCUGUUAGCCUAUUUAAUGGGAUAAAUCAACUGGAGAGACCAGGUGUAAAACCAGAUCCACCAACAGGUUUCAUUCUGACUUUCCCCAAACCAUUAGCCUAAGGCACGCUUACCUUUUCUUGCUGAGGACACUGUCUGUCAAAGGCCUCCGCAUGGUACUUUGGUCAAAAGAACAAGACAAACUCCCUGACAUCGAGAUGUCCUCAGGGGACUUUGAGAUGAAGAAGGAGGGAGGUCUCCUGACCCCAGCCUUCCUCAAUUCUAACUGCUCUGUCCACCCACUGAUCCUCACCAGAGGCCCAGAAGAAGUGAACCCACAAAUUGGAGGUGAGUUUGAACUCACUGAGGUCACAUCUUUUACGGAAAGAAUCAGCGAGAUUGGGGAAGAUGAGGAGAGAUCGGAGAUCGUGGUGGCGUUAGACUGUCGGGCCAAUGCCAAAGGUCAACGAGAGGAGGAUGCUCUUCUGGAGAAUGCAAGCCAGAGCAACGAGAGUGAUGACAACAGCCUCAAUCAGAGCCCUGAGCCACCAACACCACUUAAGGAGACGUCCAUUUCCAUCGGCCUGCAGGUGGUUUUCCCCUUUCUGCUGGCUGGCUUUGGAACUGUGGCAGCAGGAAUGGUGCUAGACAUUGUCCAACACUGGACGGUGUUCACAGAGGUGUCCGAAGUCUUCAUCCUUGUUCCCGCAUUGUUGGGGCUAAAAGGGAACUUAGAGAUGACGCUGGCUUCCAGACUUUCAACAGCGGCUAAUAUUGGGCAGAUGGACACAGCAAAGGACAUGUGGAAGAUGAUCAUGGGGAAUUUGGCCCUCAUCCAGGUCCAGGCCACAGUUGUGGGGUUCCUGGCUUCCAUAGCUGCUGUAAUCUUUGGCUGGCUCCCAGAGGGACGGUUCAAGCUGGGCCACGCAGUGCUGCUGUGUGCCUCGAGUGUGGCCACAGCCUUCAUCGCAUCUCUGCUCCUGGGUCUCAUCAUGAUCGGCGUGAUUGUGGCGUCCAGAAAAGUUGGCAUCAACCCUGACAAUGUGGCCACCCCCAUCGCUGCGAGCCUUGGAGACCUGAUCACCCUGUCCCUGCUGGCAGGCAUCUCAACAGGGCUCUACAAGGAGCUAGAGUACAAUGACUAUGCCAACCCGCUGGUGUGUGCGGUGUUUGUGGCAAUGUGUCCUGUGUGGGUGCUGAUAGCCAGGAAGAUCCCAGCUACCAGAGAAGUCCUCUAUUCUGGCUGGGAGCCGGUCAUCAUCGCCAUGGCCAUCAGCAGUGUCGGAGGUCUGAUCCUUGACAAGACCGUUAGCGACCCAAACUUUGCUGGGAUGGCUGUUUUUACUCCAGUCAUCAACGGUGUAGGGGGCAACCUGGUGGCAGUGCAGGCCAGUAGAAUCUCCACCUAUCUCCACAUGAACGGGCUGCCCCUGGGGGACCCCAACCCCGUUCCCAGGAAGUGUCCCACACCGUGCUCGGCAUUUUUUGAAUCCACGGUGAACUCUCGUUCAGCCCGUGUGCUCUUCUUACUGGUUGCCCCGGGUCAUCUCAUCUUCCUCUACACCAUCAACUCCCUGAGAGGGGGCCACACCACCCUGACACCCAUCUUCAUCACCUUCUACCUGGUAGCUGCACUGCUGCAGGUCGCCAUCCUCCUGUACCUGGCUGACUGGAUGGUUCACUGGAUGUGGGGCCGAGGCAUGGACCCUGACAACUUCUCCAUCCCGUACCUGACCGCUUUGGGGGACCUCCUGGGAACCGGCUUCCUUGCCCUCUGCUUCCAUAUGCGUUGGUUCAUUGGGGACAGAGACUCCAAUUUAGGCAACUGAAAACUUGCAAACGUAUGCACAAAAAAAAACAACUAAACUUACAUAUACUGUAAGCUUGCACGCAAAAACAUUGAUGAACAUCACCCAUAUGCCUGAGUCUUAAAGUGGACAUCCACAAUAAAAGGGCUGAUCUCCUGAAGGGCUCUGGAUGAUGGUGUUCUUAGCAGAAUUUCACCCUCAGGAUAUCAGGACGCUGUUUCACUGGUGGAAAAGCAGCAGCAGCGUGUAAAUCCUGAUAAAGUCUUGCUGUCACCGUGGAACACAGACCUCUUCAUCUCAAACAUGAAACAACAAAAUACUCUGACCAAUGAUAGAUCCAGCCUCACAGGCUCCACCACUCCUUAAUCCUACUAAACAUCUGAGUCCUGCCACUUUUAUUAAUUGAUAAUAUUGUUAACAAACAAUGCAUUUGAUAUGAUUUGAUAUCUGUUUUAUGUGCUUGUCAAGUCCUCAUUAUUUUCUAUAGGGACAUAAGCCCUCUUGUUUAAAAAAGCAUUUGUUUGAAAAAGAGCACAACCCUCACCCCUCCCUAUGUGCAUGCACACACAUACACACACACACACAAACGAGCCUAGAAUGAGUGAUUAAUCACCAAAUGCUGUAUUAAUAUUAAGGUAUUUUCUUCUGCUUUGGUAAAAUAGUUUUGUUCUCUGUUGUUAUGCUUCAUUAUGGUAGCAAACAGGGCUUUGGUUUUACUUCAGGGGACUGGAUGUAAAUUCCUUUUUAAUAGCGGCUUCCGGGUCUUGGUUUGAGGAUCCACUCCCCGUGUGCUUGUUGUGUGAUGUUGAAAACUUACCAACAAACAAGAAAUUAGUCCAUCAAGGCUUUAGUUAUUCAAUAUAGUUGGUGACAUAUGAGAAUAUUCUUCAUAGUCUUUCUUAAAAGGUGUACAUUUGCACAGGUGACGUUAGAUCCUUUUGUGUUCACCAGGGGCGCUGUUUGUUAGGUAACCCCUUUUAGAUUGAUGUGAAUUUGGCUCGAAGUUCUGCAGCCCGAUGCUGGUUGAUGCAUAAUCCACACAUGCAGGAUCAGCAUUUAGCUGCCAUCUAGCAGUUGGAGUUGUGCCCAAUUAUACCUUUUGGGUCAUAUAAUUUUGGCUCAACUGCAUACUGAACACCUACAUUUAUAUAUAUUGUGUGUGCUAUAGUUAACUUAGCAUCUACUUGACAACAAAAGCGCAAUUUAGUUUUCCAUAAAAUUGUUGAAUAAAUUCAAAUGGCAAUAGGUUCAAAGUAAAAACAGCAGUCAUUUGGUGUCUGUAGUGGCAGAAAAAUCUAGCCUUUCUUAAACAAUACAUGGAUAUGGUAAAUUGACUCAAUUGAUAGUCAUACUAACCACUUGAAGCACUUUACAUUAGAGCUAUCUUCACCCUGUCACAUUCACUAACUGGCAUACAUUGGGCAGAUCACUAGGCAACACUGGGGUUAAGUGCCUCGUCCAGAGGCACGUUGGCAUGUGAACCCACAUCCAACUGCAAGACAACUACUCUACCCACUGAGCCAGAGUCACCCAAUAUGUGUCUGUCAAAGCACCUAAGAGCCUCCUGUAGAAUGAAUAAAGUCAAUGAAGUCUUAUACAGGAGAUGGCUUUUUCAGGAGAGUUUACUUUUUUGUUAUCCAAGCCAGGCAAACUGUAAGACAUGAAGAAGACUCAACACAAUGCUGUGCGCAGAAUUUAAGUUGCAGAGUUUAUUUCAAUGAUAGACUGAGUUCAAAGAUGGUCUUUAAAUGUGUCUUUCGUAAAUCCCUAGGACAUGCUGACUUAGCUUCAUGACAGCAUAUGAAAGAUACUAAGAGCUAAUACUCUGUGAGAUUGUUAACACAUAAACCUUUGUCAUAGUGGGAGACAGAUCAGUAUUGUUUUUAAGUCCCAGAUGUUUUGCGUCUUUUUUAGUAAUUUGGUCAGGCAUGGGCUGUAUCGAGGUAGACCAAGGAUUUAGAAAGUUAUGGUCUCAAAACCACAAACAUGUCUUAUCCUACUGUAUGUACGGUGAAACUUUUUUGUGAUAAGAUGUCAGAGAAAGGGCAACUGUGACUUAAGAUUUCUGCUACUGUAGAGAGCAUGGAUAAAGCAGAGCUGCCCCUUUCCCACCCGCUGCUGCCAGUCAGUUGGCCGAAAGAAGGCUCUUAUGUUGCACCACAUAUCAAUUUAGCUUUUUGGAAAUCUACAGUUGUGUAAGUAACAGUGAAGAUUUGGUAACUAAGAGAGUGUGACAGAUAACUCUUAUUAAAGUGACACCGUUUUAAAACUAUAGCCAAGUCAAGCUAAGUAUCUAGCUAAGAUUUUGAACAAAGCAGGUAGAUUAUGUCAUAUUUAUUUCAAAUCUCUGUGUUGACACCAUGAUACAGUGAAUCGGCUUCAUGCAGCGGCUCCAACUGAAAAGUUCAUGCCCCGCUAGCCUCCACUGCCUCCCCCAACUUCAUCUGAUGAAGGGGGUGAAAAAUCCUCCACCUCAAAAGACAGAUCCUUGUCCCUCCAUGUGUCAACAUGUCACUUUCUUUCAUCAUGCCCGCAGCCCCGAGCCUUGCUUAACCCCUGCUGCUCAUCCCCACACUUAGCCAUGUCUCUUGGAACCUCACACUUUCGUGGCAUUUUUUAAAAA
Fundulus heteroclitus (mummichog) is the source of this 5256-nucleotide messenger RNA. It is a transcript of the gene slc41a1, whose product is annotated as solute carrier family 41 member 1. Lineage: Eukaryota; Metazoa; Chordata; Actinopteri; Cyprinodontiformes; Fundulidae. Gene Ontology annotation, biological process: monoatomic cation transport. The transcript has 12 exons. Bases 999 to 2654 code for a protein of 551 amino acids. Gene Ontology annotation, molecular function: monoatomic cation transmembrane transporter activity. The record is from RefSeq and is a predicted model, not a curated record. Gene Ontology annotation, cellular component: plasma membrane.